Molecule: messenger RNA, 2863 nt
Organism: Galeopterus variegatus (Sunda flying lemur)
Lineage: Eukaryota; Metazoa; Chordata; Mammalia; Dermoptera; Cynocephalidae
Product: toll-like receptor 11
Exons: 4
Biological process (GO): immune response; inflammatory response; toll-like receptor signaling pathway
Cellular component (GO): membrane
Molecular function (GO): protein binding; transmembrane signaling receptor activity
Source: RefSeq, a predicted model, not a curated record
AAACAAUGCCAAGGAUGGAAAGGCCUCUGUUCUCUACUCUUCUCCCUCUCUUACUGUUGGCCUUGAUGAGCCUCAGCUUNAUGCCUUUGAUUACUUCCCCUCCCUACAGCUUCUGAGACUGCAGCUGGGCACCAUCAGGAUUACAUCUGGGGCAUUUCAAGGAUUGCACCAGCUGCAGCACCUUUCCUUUGAACAUCAUGCUCCAUGUUGCCUGAAUCUUUUCCUCUCUCCAGAUGCCCUGGAGCCCCUCACAUUCCUCAGCAGCCUUUCGUUUCAAGGAUACUGUCUGAAUUGUAGCCAGAACAUCCAUUUUCCUUCCCUGCGUCACCUUACUUUGAGAGGCUGCAGUGCCUACAUUUUCUCAGGCCAAAAACAUGCGUCUAUUUGGCAUGCCCAGGCUGCGAGUGCUNGUACACUCAACCUUGGGAGGAACCAAAUUCAGAACAUAGAAGAUGGGGAUCUCCUAAGCUGCUGCUCCCUGGAACUCCUCAGCCUUCAUGCCAAUGGCCUGCAGUUACUUCCCAUAAGGUUUCUGAGUGCCCUGCCCCAGCUUCAGAGGCUCAACCUCUCAAUGAAUAAGCUAGUACCAACCUUGGUGCUCCCAAAAGGGCUGGUCAGCUCAAACCUGAGAGUGCUAGAUCUGUCCCACAAUGAGCUCUGUGUUCUGCCCAGUGGGGCCUUCUCCUCUCUUCCCCAGCUCCAGGAGCUCUGGCUGAGUGGCAACAACAUCUCUAACUUAUCCAGUGAGAACCUGGAGGGAUUGAGGUGGCUGAAGACUCUAGACCUGAGUUGGAACCAAAUUAAGGUGCUAAAGCCAGACUGGCUGUCCUCUCUUCCUGCUCUCAUCUCACUGAACCUUAUGGGCACCCAUUUAGAGCACAUCUCAGGUAGGCAGCUCCAGGGUCCUCAGAAGCUGAGCCAUCUGCAGCUGGGUUCUACUGAGGUGCUGGAGAUCUACCCUCCCUGGCCGUCAGCACUACUCAGCUUGGAGGUGUGGGCACAAGGCUGGAUCCAGUUUAGUGUCCCCAGUGGUGAACCCUUCUUAACCUUUGUGUAUGGGUUAGAGAAAUCCAUCUGCAUGGCCAAUGCCUCUGGCUACUCUAAGACUCCACUACUCUCCUUCCACUCUGGUCACUGCCCACAUGAUCCUGAGUUUCAGGGCUUUCUCAUCAGUUUCACCCUGGUGUUCCUGUUGGUCAUCUUUGCAUUGCUUGGCUGCCCCAAAUGGCCCUGGCUUCAUCACCUCCGGACUCUAUUUCAUGCCUGGUGGUGGAAAUUGGGUGGGCAGGGCCCCAGAGGCCAAUUCCCCUAUGAUGUCUUUAUAUCCUACUGUGAGCGGGACCAAGCCUGGGUCCUGGAAGAACUGGUUCCUGCCCUGGAGAAGCCUCCUCCAGCUGGCGAAGGCUUGAGGCUAUGCCUGCCUGAGAGGGACUUUGGGGUUGGGCAGGACAGAAUGGAUGCUACAGUCACCAGCAUGGAAAGCAGCAGAGCCACCCUGUGUGUGCUCAGUUGCCAGGCCCUGGAAAGUCUCUGGUGCAAUCUGGAGUUAAGGCUCGCCACCUACCGCUUGGUGGCCAAGCCUGGGACUGCUUGCCUCCUGCUGCUAUUUCUGGAGCCUAUCAAUAGGCAGCAGUUAAGCAGCUACCAACGCCUUACCAGGUGGCUACAGAAGGAGGACUACUUCUAUUUGCCCCAAGGGAGAGUUGAAUGGAACACCUUCUGUGAGCAACUUCGGAGAAGGCUAAGGAAAGCUGGACUAGAGAGAGAGGAUUAAGGACUGUGAGAGAUUUGGCCAUGCAGGAGUAUCUCCCAGCAGGGGCCUGCAUGCCAUCACAUCUGUUCAGCAAGGUCAGACUCACAGAGGGUGCCUAUCGGCAGUGCUCAUUUCAACACCACUUUCCACACUAAAAAGGAGACAGAUGAAGACACCAAAUUCCAAUGGCAAUACAUAUUUGAAAGCACCUGAAAACUCAGUAUUCAUUCAAAAACGAGUUCUGAUACCUGCUGGUCCUUUCACAACACAAGGCAUCCCUCCAGAUAAAGCAUACACAAAAAUGGUUAGUGGAAUCUCAUGUGCACUUUCCAAAAUGAGUUCAUUCUGCCUCUGUUGAAAACAAUGUAUUCACUUGUUUGAUAAAAAGUUAUUUUAUUCCAGAGGAAUGAGGCAAGAAUCACUGAGCUAUUUGUCAGUACUCUGAAGCUAAAUUGAAACCAUGUUUGCAAUUCUCCAAAGGGCCAACAAAUCCAGUUUCCCUAACUCAAGAGGUUCUCACAGUAACAGUAUUACAUGGGUGAGAACAAUAGUUUUAAUCCUUUAUCACACUGGGGGAUCCUACCACAUAAAAGUUAAAUGAUUUACCACCCUGGCACAGUUGGUGUAUCAAAGUCUGGGUCUGUCUUCUGAGUCACAACCCAGUACUCUGUGCUGUCUACUGUAUUCCACUUACCUCUAACCAGUGACAACUUACCUUGCUACAAAGUUAAAAUAAGCAAAAAUGGGGCAAAUAUCUUAAAGACACACAUAUAAUGUAUUUCCAAGAAUAUUUUCAUAGAUUCCAAGAAACUUUACAUAAAAUUAUAAGUGCUCCCAAACAGAAAGAUAAAGGACAUUGAUAAAAGUGGAAUACUAUGCACCCAUUAAAAAUCAUGAUUCAAGGAAUAUUUAGUGCUAUGGGAAAAGACUCAUGAUAUAAUAUUAAACAAAAGUUUUGACAAACUGCAUGAACUGUAAUUCCAAUAAUGAAAGUAACUUUAUAUGUAUCUAAUGUAUGAAAUAUGUAGAGAGACAAGACUAGAAUUGUAAACUAGAAAUAGCCCCAGAAAUGGAAUUGUAGAUGAUUUAAAUUUCUUAUAAUUUUCUGUU